AUGCCGCCGCGCUACAUGCGCCCCACGUUCUCGUCCAUCCUGCCCGAGUACGCCAACGCCGAGGCCGACCAGAUCCGCAAGGCCUUCGUGGCGGGGAACUACGCCAACAUCCAGAAAAUCCCCGCGCGGCUCCGGAACAACGCCGUGAACCAGGCGCGCUUCGAGAAGAUGAACGAGAACCGCCUCACGCAGCCCAAGGGCGGCAAGAACGCCACCAGGGACGGCCUCUUCAACAAGUUCGAGUACACGCCGUCGCGCUUCAGUCUCGCGGACGGACAGGCUCACAUGGAGCGACUGCGCUCCGAGGCCAAGCGCACGGAGAUCAGCGGCCAGGACUUCGUGAGCGGCUGCGCUGCUGCUCGACUUAAGCAUGAGGACGCCUUUGGGGCGACAAACUUCCACUACCCGCACUUGCACGAGCCGUACCCUGACGUCAAGGAGGAGAAGAAGCACCAGCGCUACCUCGAGGAGAAGAAGAUCCUGUAUGGAGCCUUUGUGCCGUGUGGUCAGCGCCCUCCGGUCGACGCUGUGACGCGGAAGCUCAUUCCGCAGAUCAUCCAAGAGAUUCACGAGGUUAUCGCCGCGGACUGGCAGGACCUCGACUUCUCCAUCUCUCUAGCUCGGGACGAAAACCUCGUGGUGCGCUUCAACCACGUGUCCACCGAGUGUGAGAACGGACUUGUUGCCUACAUGAAUGUGUUCUGCAAGACCAACCGAGUGGCGAGCAAGUACGGGCUGCAGAAGGUCGCGGAGGACUGGAACGCCAAGCCCGGUGACGGAGGGCUUUACUUUGCGUUCCGGCCACCGUGGGUCAAGAAUCGCUCCAAAGACCUCAUCAUUUUCGUUAAUAACUCCGCAACACCUCGCGGCAAUCAAUAG
This is a messenger RNA of Phytophthora sojae, 879 nucleotides long. RefSeq lists its product as hypothetical. The record is from RefSeq and is a predicted model, not a curated record. NCBI's taxonomy places the organism in Eukaryota, Oomycota, Peronosporomycetes, Peronosporales, Peronosporaceae. Bases 1 to 879 code for a protein of 292 amino acids. The transcript has a single exon.